ACCAUGAAGGUCUCCGCAGCCGCUCUGGUUGCUCUCCUCCUCGUGGCCGCCUGCUCCCCAUCUGAUGCCCAUCUCGACGGCGUCCCCACCACGUGCUGCUUCAGCUACCACGACCGCCCCAUCCCACGACGCCUCAUCACCUCUGCCUAUGUCACCAGCAGCAGCUGCAGCCAGCCAGGAGUGAUCAUGGUCACCAAGAAGAAGGAGCUGUGCACAGACCCCCGGGCACCCUGGGUGCAGACACAUCUGAAGCACUUCCAGACCCUGAAGAACUGA
Molecule: messenger RNA, 276 nt
Organism: Nestor notabilis (Kea)
Lineage: Eukaryota; Metazoa; Chordata; Aves; Psittaciformes; Psittacidae
Product: C-C motif chemokine 3-like
Exons: 3
Coding region: 4-276 (90 amino acids)
Biological process (GO): lymphocyte chemotaxis; cellular response to interleukin-1; positive regulation of GTPase activity
Cellular component (GO): extracellular region
Molecular function (GO): CCR chemokine receptor binding; chemokine activity
Source: RefSeq, a predicted model, not a curated record